UAACAAGCGCGACAGUGACGACACGUCGAGGCUAACACGGGCUAACUUAGCUCGAGAACUCGCUUAAAAGUCAAACACUCUCGGCGUUUCCUCCACAGAGACACGGAGAAGUCGAGCGGAGAGUACAGACAGACAGACGGACAGACGGACAGACAGACUGAAGGACAGUGAGUGUGUCUCUGAAGAAGAAUAUUAGUCCCGGAAAUGGCUUUAGCUACAGCGCUGCGAAGACUGAGCGACGCCAGGCUACGACGUCUGUGUGGACGGACAGCGGCGGGGCUCACCGCCGGAGCCCGGCUCCCCGCACAGAGGAGCUUCACCGCCGGGACACACGCUCUGAGGUCGGACGACAAGGUGACCGUUCACUUUGUCAACAGAGACGGAGACAAGAUCACGGUGAAGGGCUCGCCCGGAGACUCGCUGCUGGACGUCGUCAUCAACGAAGACCUCGACUUUGACGGAUACGGAGCGUGUGAGGGAACACUGGCGUGCUCCACGUGUCACCUGAUCUUCGACGAGGACACUUACAAGAAGCUGGGAGCGGUCACAGACGAGGAGCUGGACAUGUUGGACCUGGCAUACGGACUCACGGACACGUCUCGUCUGGGUUGCCAGAUCUGUCUGAGCAAAUCUCUGGACGGAAUCAUGGCCAGAAUUCCAGAGAGCGUCGCCGACAUCCGACAGAGCACAGACGGCUCCGUUUAACACACACACACAAGCCCCGCCUCCCUGUGGUCAAGUAACAAUCUACCAGAACUGUUGUAAUCUGCUCCAUGGCAACAUGUUUGGUUGUUUUUUUUUAACCUGACGACGACGACGACUAACAAAACAAUGAUUGUUUUAGAAAAUAAAUGAUGUGGAAUAAGAGAUAUUUAUUAUUACAUCGAAACCUUUUCCUGUGUUUUUAUUUGUUUUCACGUGCAGUUGUAAAAACAUAAAGAUGUGAAGGAGAACUUUAACUGAAUUAUGUUACACACACACACAUAUAUAUAUAUAUAUAUAACUGUAGAUUUGAUAGAAUCUGUGAUGUAAGCUGGUGUGAUUGUACAAACUGUAGAACACACGUCUGUAAACAGUCCAAAAUAAUUCAAUAAAUAACAACAAUGAUUCUAAA
Messenger RNA from Solea senegalensis (Senegalese sole), 1114 nucleotides. RefSeq names its product adrenodoxin-like. Gene Ontology annotation, molecular function: 2 iron, 2 sulfur cluster binding. The record is from RefSeq and is a predicted model, not a curated record. Bases 205 to 705 code for a protein of 166 amino acids. Lineage: Eukaryota; Metazoa; Chordata; Actinopteri; Pleuronectiformes; Soleidae. Gene Ontology annotation, biological process: positive regulation of oxidoreductase activity; P450-containing electron transport chain. The transcript has 4 exons. Gene Ontology annotation, cellular component: mitochondrion.